UUGUGUGAGUAAAGGGAUGAGCUCGUAGUGCCAGGAGCUGUUGAGGUUGUUACAGUGGGAUGCAGCGCACAGGAGGUUUUAUAGAUGUGUGUUCUGUUAACGUACCUGCAUGCCUGAAAUCAUUCAGAGAAAACUGAAAACUCACACACAGAACAGCUGCCAAAGUCAAUCAAAACACUUUAAAUGUAUAUAUAUAAAUAUAUAUUAAAAUAUAUAAAUAUAGGUGUGUAUAUUUACAUUUCACUUUUCUUAUAUGUUGCAUUCCUAAAGACCAUACCCAGAUACUCCAAUGCCACCCCUUGUGUCAGGAUACAUUGUGAGCUGAGAUCAUCCCUGGCCUCUCUGAGCUGGGGACCCCCAGCACCCCUUGAAUAUCCUCACAGCACACCUGGGAUUAGCUGCUUAAAUUCCCUCUUCUCCACAAAAUGAGUUACAAGCUACCAAAUUACCACUUCCCACCAGUUUUAACUGUUAAUUUCAUCCAUUCAACAAAUGAAGGCAGGUGUUUGUGUGGGAAUAGACAAGAGAUUUUUAAGCAAGCUGAGUAGGUGUUUCUAUUAUUUUAGCCCAGUGGACAGCAUGGGCUGUAUCGCUCUGUGCCAUUGUUGCAUGACAUUCCUCUUGGCACAGGGUUUAUUUUUAGCCAGAGACUAUCACAAGUAUUUUUCAGCAGGACUGUCACUGCUCCUGAACAAGGAAUCAUAUUACUGCAAGAACUUUGCUGAAACAAAGAAGAUAUAUUGGACAAAUGGGAAAUUAUAAAUCUAGACCAACCCAGACUUGCACGGAUGAAUGGAAGAAGAAAGUCAGUGAAUCCUAUGUCACAGUCACAGAGAGGUUGGAGGACGACCUGCAAAUCAAAGAAAAGGAGUUGGCAGAGUUGAAGCAUGUUUUUAGCUCUGAUGAAGCCUUCUGCAAAGUCAAUUUAAAUUACCGCACUGAGAACGGGCUCUCGCUGCUCCACCUGUGCUGUGGAUGUGGGGGCAACAAAUCGCAUAUCAGAACUCUGAUGCUGAAAGGGCUGCGCCCAUCCAGGCUGACAAGAAAUGGAUUUACAGCUCUGCACUUGGCAGCUUAUAAGGACAACGUGGAGCUGCUCACAGCACUGCUGCAUGGCGGGGCUGACAUCCAGCAGGUCGGGUAUGGAGCGCUCACGGCCCUGCACGUUGCCACCAUCGCCGGCCACCACAAGGCUGUGGAUAUUCUCCUGCAGCACGGGGCCUAUGUGAAUGUGCAGGAUGCUGUGUUCUUCACCCCCCUGCACAUUGCUGCUUAUUAUGGCCACGAGCAGGUAACCCACCUCUUACUGAAGUUCGGAGCUGAUGUGAAUGCAAGUGGUGAAGUUGGGGACAGACCUCUCCAUCUGGCUGCUGCCAAAGGCUUUCUCAACAUCACAAAGCUCUUGAUGGAAGAGGGAAGUAAAGCUGAUGUGAAUGCUCAGGACAAUGAAGAUCAUGUUCCUCUGCACUUCUGCUCUCGAUUUGGGCAUCAUGAAAUUGUGAAGUUCUUACUGCAGAGCAGCUUCGAAGUGCAGCCUCACGUGGUGAAUAUCUACGGAGACACACCCCUACACCUUGCCUGUUACAAUGGGAAGUUUGAAGUUGUCAAAGAAAUAAUUCAGCUCUCAGGAACAGAAAGUCUCACUAAAGAAAAUAUAUUCAGUGAAACAGCUUUUCACAGCGCUUGCACCUAUGGAAAGAACAUAGAACUUGUCAAGUUUCUUCUUGACCAGAAUGUUGUAAGCAUCAAUCACCAGGGAAGAGAUGGGCACACAGGAUUGCACUGCGCUUGCUACCAUGGCCACAUUCGCCUUGUGCAGUUCCUGCUGGAUAACGGAGCUGAUAUGAAUCUGGUAGCGUGUGAUCCCAGCAGGUCCAGUGGAGAAAAGGAUGAGCAGACCUGUUUGAUGUGGGCUUAUGAGAAAGGUCAUGAUGCCAUUGUGACCCUCCUGAAGCAUUACAAGAGACCUCAGGAUGAAUCCCCCUGCAAUGAAUACUCCCAGCCUGGAGGAGAUGGUUCCUACGUGUCAGUGCCAUCCCCUCUGGGGAAGAUUAAAAGCAUGACAAAAGAGAAGGCUGACGUUCUCCUCCUCCGCGCUGGUUUGCCGUCGCACUUCCACCUUCAGCUCUCCGAGAUAGAGUUCCACGAGAUUAUCGGCUCAGGGUCUUUUGGAAAAGUCUACAAGGGACGAUGCAGAAAUAAAAUCGUUGCAAUCAAACGCUAUCGAGCCAACACCUACUGCUCCAAGUCUGACGUGGACAUGUUCUGCCGGGAGGUUUCCAUUCUCUGCCGACUGAACCAUCCGUGUGUCAUCCAGUUUGUGGGAGCGUGCCUGGAUGACCCUAGCCAGUUUGCCAUCGUCACCCAGUACAUCUCCGGGGGAUCGCUCUUUUCCCUGCUCCAUGAACAGAAGAGAACUCUUGAUCUGCAGUCUAAAUUAAUCAUUGCUGUAGAUGUGGCCAAAGGCAUGGAGUACCUCCACAAUCUCACACAGCCCAUCAUACAUCGGGAUUUGAACAGUCACAAUAUUCUCCUGUAUGAGGAUGGUCAUGCUGUAGUUGCUGAUUUUGGAGAAUCUCGAUUUCUGCAAUCCCUGGAUGAAGACAACAUGACAAAACAACCUGGGAACCUGCGCUGGAUGGCCCCCGAGGUGUUCACCCAGUGCACGAGGUACACCAUCAAAGCUGACGUCUUCAGCUACGCUCUGUGCCUCUGGGAGCUGUUAACAGGAGAAAUUCCAUUUGCUCACCUGAAACCAGCGGCAGCAGCAGCAGACAUGGCCUAUCACCACAUCCGCCCACCCAUCGGCUACUCCAUCCCCAAGCCCAUCUCUGCCCUGCUGAUGAGGGGCUGGAACGCCUGUCCCGAGGGGAGACCAGAGUUCUCAGAAGUUGUCACAAAGUUAGAGGAGUGUCUGUGCAAUAUUGAGUUAAUGUCUCCAGCCUCCAGCAACAGCAGUGGGUCCCUGUCUCCCUCCUCCUCCUCGGACUGCCUCGUGGCCCGGGGAGGUCCCGGCCGCAGCCACGUCGCCGCACUGCGCAGUCGGUUCGAGUUGGAAUACGCCCUGAACGCUCGAGCCUACGCUGUCUGGUCACAGGGCACUGGGCAACCCCCUUCUCAGGGCCUGUCUCUGGAUGACAUGAGAAGGAACUUCCAGUACCCCUCAGUCGACAAAAAUGGGUACGUGUCGGACCCCUUAAGCACAAUGAGGUUCCACUCCUGCGGCAGCAGCGGCAGCUUCGAGGAGAGCAGCUGAGGGAGGGACCGUUCGGCUGCCGCCGGCCUGGCCACCGACCCACAGCUCUUGCUGCACCACCAAACCCCAAGUGUCACACCGAGAUCCCUGAACAGCUUUAGUGUUGAUGGCAAAUAUCCCCAUCCUGCGUUCUGCUUUAGCAUCCCCCUCUGCUGACCUGCCCGAGGGCUGGGUUUUGGUGCUGUGCUGCUGUUCUGUAACACAGGAAUGCCCACAAGGAAUGCUGCACUUUCAUCUUGGGCACUGAUAACACGAUGAGAUGAAAGUAAAGAAACAUCAGUUAUAUUCCAGAGCUUUGAGGCAGAUUGCUCUCAGCUUGGAUGGCCCUGAGGCAGGGGGCUGUCAGCCCACCCUGGCUGGGAGGUGCCCAGGAAUCGCCAGUCCCAUCCCCAUCUAGAUAAGGAGCAGCCUGUCACCCUCACCUCCCUCCACCCACCAUGGAAGCUUGGUUGUUCCUGGUCCCGGCUUCUGAACCAGACCUGGUUUGGAUUUCUCCACAGCCCCAGACACAUUCCGUGUCCCAUUCCCUGCUCCAUAGGUUGGCCCAGCUCCCCAUCACAGCAGCCCCAGCUGCAGUUUGUCAGGGCUCUGACCCUUGGGUGCUCUCCUGCAUGCUGAGAACAUGGACAUAUCUGGGUGUCCAUCUUCCAUCAACUCCUCCAGACAUCCAUGUUUUGUUAUCCACUUGGUUUGGUUUGAGGGAUUGUUUUUCCCCGAGAA
This is a messenger RNA of Pseudopipra pipra, 3976 nucleotides long. Its product is annotated as serine/threonine-protein kinase TNNI3K. Gene Ontology annotation, molecular function: RNA nuclease activity; protein kinase activity; RNA binding. The record is from RefSeq and is a predicted model, not a curated record. NCBI's taxonomy places the organism in Eukaryota, Metazoa, Chordata, Aves, Passeriformes, Pipridae. The transcript is spliced from 25 exons. Bases 749 to 3256 code for a protein of 835 amino acids. Gene Ontology annotation, biological process: RNA processing; protein phosphorylation.